CCAAUUAAGCUGGGGAAUAAGACGACGCAGCAACGGUAGCAGAAGAAGAAUUUACCUCCAUGUCCAUGAGUCGUACGGUUCGGUUCGGUCGCGAUUUGCGCUUCCACUCGUGUCAAUGUUGACCCACGUUCGCCGGAGCUUGGGCUCCGCUCGCCUGGCCGCCGUCGCCGCCGGGGCGUCGCCUCCGCUCCGCCGAAGGUGCUCGGCGUGUCCCCCGGAAGUAAGCGCCGCGCGCGUCCGCAAAACAUUCGUGGACUUCUUCGAAGGAGAACACGGACACCUGCGGGUCCCGUCCUCGCCGGUCCGGCCCAGAGGGGACCCCAGUCUGCUCUUUGUCAACGCCGGAAUGAACCAGUUCAAGCCCAUCUUGUUGGGUACGGCGGACCCUCGCGGCGCCAUGGCGUCAUACCGCCGCGUGGUCAACAGUCAGAAGUGCGUACGGGCGGGCGGCAAGCACAACGACCUGGACGACGUGGGCAAGGACGUUUACCACCACACCUUCUUCGAGAUGCUGGGAAACUGGUCCUUCGGCGACUACUUCAAAGAAGAGGCGUGCGCCACGGCUUGGACGCUGCUGACGGAGCGUUACGGUAUCGCGCCCGACCGGCUCUACGUGUCUUACUUUGCGGGCGACGUCGCUUCGGGGAUGCCGGCCGACGAGGAGACUCGCCACAUCUGGCUGGAUCUCGGGGUGCCUCCGGACCGUCUUCUCCCGUUCGGGAUGAAGGAGAACUUCUGGGAGAUGGGCGACACGGGCCCGUGCGGCCCCUGCACCGAGAUCCACUACGACCGUGUGGGGGGACGAAACGCCGCCGCCUUGGUCAACGCCGGACACCCGGACGUGCUAGAAAUCUGGAACCUGGUCUUCAUGCAGUACAGCCGGGAGAGCGACGGGGAGCUGCGUUUCCUGCCCGCCCGCAGCGUGGACACGGGCAUGGGUCUGGAGCGGCUAGUGAGCGUCCUCCAGGGCAAAAGCUCCAACUACGACACCGACCUGUUCACCCCGCUGAUGGAGGCCAUCCGCCUGAAAAGCGGCGCUCCGGCGUAUGGCGGGCGCACGGGGCCCGGGGAGCGGCUGGACACUGCAUAUCGGGUGGUGGCCGACCACGCGCGGGCGCUGGCCGUCUGCAUCGCCGACGGGGUCCAUCCCGGCAUGUCGGGCGCCGAGUUGGUGCUGAGGAAGAUCCUGAGGCGGGCGGUCCGUUUCUGCGCCGAGGUCCUGCGGGCGCCUCCGGGGACGCUGGCCAGCCUGGUGCCCCACGUGGCGUGUAGCCUGGGUGACGUUUACCCGGAGCUGCGACAUGAAGCAGAGCGGGCCAUGGACAUCAUUAACGAGAACGAGGAGCAAUUCCUGUCCAGUCUGCGGCGGGGACGCGGGCUCAUCCGACGCACCCUGCGGACUUUGGAUCCGCAACACCAGACGCUCUUUCCCGCGCGGGUGGCGUGCUCGUUGCACCGGGACCUGGGCUUCCCCCUGGACUUGAUCCAGCUGGUGCUGGACGAGGAGGGCGCGGCCGUGGACCGGGACGAGGUGGAGCGCCUGCUCGCCGACGAGCGAAACCGGGCCGCGGCGGAGCAGCCCGGCGACGACGCGGACCUGACGGUGGGCGCGCUCGCCCUGGACCGGCUUCGCCAAAUGGGCGUGGCUCACACCGACGACGCUCCCAAAUACGAGUACCGCCUACGAGGACGACGAUACGAGUUCCAAGUGUGUCGAGCCCGCGUGCUGGCUAUGUUAGACGGGGAGGUGUCGGUGUCUCAAGCAGAGCCGGGGCGGCGUUGCGCCGUCGUUCUGGACCGGACGUCCUUCUACGCCGAGCAGGGGGGACAGGACGCCGACCGCGGCUACUUUGUACGGGAUGACCUGCAGGAAGUGCCCUUCUCUGUGGAGGCCGUGUCAAAAGCGGGGGGUUACGUCUUCCACUGGGUGACCGCCGCCGACGCCCUCCGGACCGGGGAUGUCGUGCACCUCCAUCUAGACCAGGCCCACCGCGUGGCGUGCAUGAGGAACCACACGGCAACGCACCUGCUAAACUUCGCCCUGCGGGACGUCCUGGGCCCGUCCGUCCAGCAGCGAGGCUCGCACGUGUCGGCCCGGCGCCUUCGCUUUGACUUCAGUGUCAAGGGCUCGCCCAGCGCCGCUCAGCUUCAGCAAGCGGAGGCUGUCGUCUCGGAGGCGGCGGCCGCCGACGGAGCCGUAAGUGUCCGGGAGCUCCCCCUGGAGGACGCCUUGGCCAUCGAGGGCGUCCGCACGGUCGACGAGGCGUAUCCGGACCCGGUCCGAGUGGUCUCGGCGGAGCUUUCGGACGGCGCCCGACGGACGUCGGUGGAACUCUGCUGCGGAACACACCUGGCGCGGACGGCGGCCAUCGGCGACCUGGUCAUCGUGUCGGAGCGGCAGCUGGUCAAAGGGAUCAGUCGCGUGGUGGCCGUGACCGGAACGGACGCCGAGCAGGCUCGCGAAGCGGGACGAUCGCUCGUCGACCAGGUGGAAUCGCUGGAGGCCCGUCUCGCCGGCUCCGCCUCUUCCUGUCUUGACUCCGCCCGCCGUCUCGCCAAGGAAGUAGGCAUCGUGUCUGACGUGGCGGACAACACGCCCGUCCCCCAGUGGCAGCGAACGGAAGCGCGGGCUCGCCUGAAAGCGCUGCAGAGGCGGAGCAACACGGCGGUCCGCAAGCUGGAGGCCAAGCAGGCGGCGCUGGACGCUCAGCUGGUUCUUGGCGCCAAUGGGCAGGAAGAUGUGCUGGUGGACGUCGUGGACACCGCGUCCUUGGCGGUAUUGAUGAAGACGGUGAACGCGGUGAGCUCGGCGCGUCCUUCGGCCCACGUCAUGCUGCUGGCUCUCCAAAAAUCUUCCGGCAAAAUCCUGUGCGCCUGCCAGGUUCCUAAGGAUUCACCGGCGUUCCCCGCCUCUCGUUGGGCGGAGGCCGUCUGUCGGUGGCUGGGCGGCGAAGGCGGCGGCUCGGCGACGGUGGCGCGCGGAAUGGGACGCGCCGGUGCCGGCGACACGGUCGGCGCGCUAAGGUGGGCCGAGGCCUUCGCACGUCGCUUCUUAUCUUCGUUUCCCGAACGUACGGAGAGUGCGGCGGCGGGACCCGAGCGGUGAGAUUGUAAACUAUUGCUGUCAUUAACGAUUAUUUUUAUAAUAACUGCGAAAAACGAGGGAUGACUGUACCUUCACAAUUUCACUUGAAGUUGUUUUCAUCAUGUUGUAAAAAAGUAACAAUGAAGACACAAUGGAUGACUAUUUCCUUCCUUCCUGACUUAACUCAAUUCUGCAAUUGUACUGUUUUAAGUGCAUAAAGCUUGUUCGAGUUAUUAAUAAAGGUUUUGAAUAUGUAACAUAAAAAGAUUUUUUUCAGUACACAAAGCAGAAAAAAGUCAUGUUCAUUUAAAUUAAAAAAAAAAGUGUUGAUGAUUGACAUUGUUUUUCUAGUGGGCAAAGCGUUAAUAUAAAUGGUGUCAAUGACUUACUGAUUUUCUUUAAAACAACUACUGUAAUUUUCCGACUAUAAGACACUACUUUUUCCCUUCAUUUUGAAUUAUGUCACUAACUCGAUUUAUGUCCAGCUGGGAUUUUUUACAUCCAUUCAAAAAAAGUGAGAUCAUUUGCCAGAUGACACAAAAUGAUAACUGUCAUAAGCAUUUAUUAAUGUUCAUGGCAGUGUCAUAUCAUAAUUAUGACUGUCUUGUGGCGCCACUGUAAAAGAAAGUGUUACCAAAUUACAUAACUAGCAAUUAAUGAAACAACUGGAACAGAAACUGAAGAAAUAAUUAGCACAGAACAUGAAUUUUGACUGUUAUUUACAUCGGUAGCGCUGCAAUGCAUGCGAGGAGGCAUGUUGGCCGACAACAGUGUUAAUAACAGGUGGCAGCAGAGGUUGACUGUUUCCCGUAAGGGAGCAGUGAUGGCCAAAUGAAGCUUCUUGAAGCAUUGCAGCCAAUUGGCUCAAAGCUUCAUGGUGGUUCAUUUGGUUUUAUGACAAUUGUAUGAUGCCGCUGUCAAAUAAACUGUUACCGGUUGAAGGAAUCUGACCUUCAAGCUAGAUUGCCAGAAUCAUGGCAGCCAAACCACCGGACCCGGGCUGGCGGGACACCAACAACCAGGCCGAUCACGUCAUUUUCAAAGUAUCGGAAUCGGCAAAAAAAUAUCGGACAUGCCUUUUUUUAAUAUAUGCCGGAAUUUUCGGACUACAAGCCGCUACUUUUUUUCUUCAUUUUGAAUCCUGCGGCUUAUAGUCCAGUGCGGCUUAUUUGUUGAUUUAUUUUUGUUCAUAAGAACUUCAUGAUUAUGACAUGACACUAUCAUUGGCAUUACUGAAUGCUUAUGACAGAUGUCAUUAAUAGAAGUCCCAGAGAAUUCUGGAGCAUAGGUAUUUGUAUUGGGAAAGUCCAAAUGGACCUCACCUGGGCAUUCUAGCGAUAAUUAUUAAGUGUCAUCAGCAAAAUUCCAUUAAUGCCCAGCUCGGAGCUUUUACAUCCAUUCAAAAGUGAGAUAAUUUGCCCAAUAACACUAAAUGACAUCUGUUAUAAGCACUCAUUGAUGCUCAUGACAGUCUUAUGUCAUAACUAUGAUUGUCUAAUGUCAGUCUUAUGGCACCACUGUCAAAUAAAGUGUUACCAAAUUCCAUAACUAGCCAUUAAUGAAACAACUGGAACAGUAACUGAAGAAAUAAUUAGCACAGAACAUGAAUUGAAAUUGUAAUUUAUAUCUGCAGCGCUGCAAUGCAUGCUAGGAGGCAUGUUGGACAAAAAGAGUGUUGACAGCAGGUGGUCGCAGAGGUUGACUGUCUCCCCCAAAGGAGCAGUGAUGGCCAAAUAAGGUUUCUUGUAGCAAUGAAGCUUUCAAGCGAAUUGGUUCAAAGUUACAUGUUGGAUCAUUUGGUCUUAUGACAGUCUUAUGAUGCAUCUGUCAAAUAAAGUGUUACCGGUUAAUAUCUUUUGGUGUAAAUAUCCCAUG
This is a messenger RNA of Corythoichthys intestinalis (scribbled pipefish), 4960 nucleotides long. RefSeq names its product alanyl-tRNA synthetase 2, mitochondrial (putative) (gene aars2). Gene Ontology annotation, biological process: alanyl-tRNA aminoacylation. The record is from RefSeq and is a predicted model, not a curated record. NCBI's taxonomy places the organism in Eukaryota, Metazoa, Chordata, Actinopteri, Syngnathiformes, Syngnathidae. Gene Ontology annotation, cellular component: mitochondrion; cytoplasm. The transcript has 20 exons. Gene Ontology annotation, molecular function: ATP binding; nucleic acid binding; alanine-tRNA ligase activity. The coding region runs from base 116 to 3106 and encodes 996 amino acids.